Messenger RNA from Pelobates fuscus (common spadefoot toad), 1036 nucleotides. RefSeq names its product catechol O-methyltransferase-like. The record is from RefSeq and is a predicted model, not a curated record. The transcript has 5 exons. Lineage: Eukaryota; Metazoa; Chordata; Amphibia; Anura; Pelobatidae. Bases 164 to 808 code for a protein of 214 amino acids. Gene Ontology annotation, molecular function: magnesium ion binding; catechol O-methyltransferase activity. Gene Ontology annotation, cellular component: axon; membrane; dendrite. Gene Ontology annotation, biological process: developmental process; dopamine metabolic process; catecholamine catabolic process.
UGAAACAAGAACAAAUUACAGUACUUUGCCAAAUUAAAUUAUAGCUGAAAUAAACAGGCUUUCUGCAGAGUCACUUCCCUGGUAUAGGCAGAACAAAGUCAGCCACCCAUGUGACCUGAAACGGAACAUUUUUCCUGAACCUGCUGUUACAGAGACUAGAAAUAUGGCUCAACUUAAGGAACACAGAAUCCUGGACUACGUGUUGAAGAAUGCUACCCGUGGUGACCCGAAGAGUGUGGUGGAUGCCAUUGACCAAUACUGCAGCCAGAAGGAAUGGGCCAUGAAUGUUGGAGAUGAGAAAGGCCUGAUCCUGGAUCAGAUAGUGAAGGAGACUGAUCCAUCCGUGUUGCUGGAACUAGGCACGUACUGUGGAUACUCGGCUACCAGAAUUGCCCGGCUACUUAAACCCGGCGCUCGCCUCUUCACUGUGGAGAUGAAUCCAAUACAUGCUGCCGUUGCCAAACAGAUACUUGAAUUUGCUGGGGUGCAGGACAAGGUACACAUACUACAGAGUUCAACACAUGACAUUCUCCCCAAACUGAAGACUGAGUAUGCUGUAGAGAACUUUGACUUUGUCUUUAUUGAUCACUAUGGGGACAGAUAUAAACCAGACACUGUGCUACUGGAGGAUCUUGGUUUACUAAGAAAAGGCACAGUAUUGGUAGCAGACAAUGCUGGGUUUUCAAAUGCCGCUGAAUUCCUUGACCACGUCAGGAAAAGUGGUCGAUAUGACUGUACCAACUUUCCAGCUCACGUGGAGUACCUGGAUGAGCCGGAUUCAGUAGAAAAAGCUGUAUUCAGAGGAUAGGAUUGUCUAUAUCAUAUUAAUGCCUUAUAACCUGUUAAAUGGUUUACACUAAAUGUGCAAAUUAUGCCAAAGAUCGGAGAAAAAUAAUCAAGUGUAACAAUUCUUAAUGUGAUCUUAAUAGUAAUGCAUAACUGCUAUGCUACAUAUUAUCAUGUUUAAAUACAGAUCUCCGUAAUCAUCAGAUAUUUUACUUUUAACAGUAAGCAAAAAUAAAGCAAGAUUACUGAA